Messenger RNA from Lonchura striata (white-rumped munia), 1287 nucleotides. Lineage: Eukaryota; Metazoa; Chordata; Aves; Passeriformes; Estrildidae. The record is from RefSeq and is a predicted model, not a curated record.
AUGAAGUACUGGACCUGUCUGCCCCGGGAGGCCGUGGAGUUACCAUCCCAGGAUGUGUUGAAAAAAGACUGGCAAUACUUCACGGUGAGUGAGGAGAACGGGAACCUGUACGUGAACGAGAGGCUGGACCGGGAGGAGAUGUGCGGCGAGUCAGCGACCUGCUCCGUCAGCUUCGAAGUGCUGGUGAACAACCCGCUGAACAUUUUCCACGUUGAAGUGGCGAUCGAGGAUGUGAACGACAACUCCCCGAGCUUCAGCAAGGCUGCUCUGGAUCUCGAGAUCAGUGAAUGGACGCUUCCUGGUGCUCGGUUUCCCCUGGAGAUGGCCCGAGAUGCGGAUGUAGGAAGUAACUCGCUGCUGACUUAUCAGCUCACCGGCAUUCCCUUGUUCUCAUUGUUUAUGCAGGAUAAGCCAGGUGGAAGCAAGCAGCCAGAAUUAGUACUGGAGAGAGGGUUGGACCGUGAGAAGCAGAGCUCCUUUGAGCUAGUGCUAACGGCAGUGGAUGGUGGGGAUCCCGCGAGGUCCGGGACUGUCCAGGUUCGCAUCAACGUGACAGAUGCAAAUGACAACCCGCCCGUGUUCAGCAAACGCCUCUACGAGGCGCGAGUUGCAGAGAAUUUACCAGUGGAGACAGUGGUGCUGCGGGUACGGGCAACGGAUGCUGACGCGGGCUCCAACGGGCGAGUGUCCUACACCUUUGGGAGCAUCCCGGAUGCCGUCAGGGCAUUGUUCGCUAUCGACAGUGACAGUGGGAAAAUUAGAACAGCGGGUCCCCUCGAUUUCGAGGAGAAGAAUAAAUACAUCUUCAGCGUAGAGGCGAGAGACGGCGGGGGGCUCACCGAUCACUGUGAAGUACAAAUCGACAUCACAGACGAGAAUGACAACGCACCGGAGAUCACAAUUCUUUCACUGUCGAGCCCGGUGCCCGAGGACGCUCCGGUCGGCACUGUGGUGGCCCUGCUGAAAGUGAGGGACAGAGACUCCGGUGAGAACGGCCAGGUGUCGUGCGAGCUGUCGGGAGAGGCACCACUGUCGAUCGUGGCGUCGUCGGGCGGCUCGUACAAGGUGGUGACGGCGGGCGCGCUGGACCGAGAGCAGGCGUCCGAGCACCGCGUGACGGUGAUGUGGAUAGGAAACGAACAUGGAAAGGUCAUUUCUCCAUCCCGAGUGAAAAAAGAGAUUGUAGCCCGUUUUGGGGGAGAAUACAUUAGUGGGACUAAUUUGCUUCGCUUAUGUAUCCUGGCUAGCAGAUCGCUCUCUUUGCUGUUCAAGAUCUAUAUUUCGUAG